Messenger RNA from Physeter macrocephalus (sperm whale), 539 nucleotides. RefSeq names its product putative RNA polymerase II subunit B1 CTD phosphatase RPAP2. The coding region runs from base 24 to 512 and encodes 162 amino acids. Gene Ontology annotation, cellular component: nucleus; cytoplasm. Gene Ontology annotation, molecular function: RNA polymerase core enzyme binding; RNA polymerase II CTD heptapeptide repeat phosphatase activity. NCBI's taxonomy places the organism in Eukaryota, Metazoa, Chordata, Mammalia, Artiodactyla, Physeteridae. The transcript is spliced from 6 exons. The record is from RefSeq and is a predicted model, not a curated record.
UUCCGACGUCGACGACGCUCUCCAUGGCCGACUGGAUUGGGACGUUCUCUGCCGGCCGCGAGGCCCGGGGUCCUCGCGCCUCCCGAAACGUCGCAGGUACUAAGCAGACAAGUGCCUUGAAACAAGACGCUUCUAAAAGGAAAGCCGAACUAGAAGCAGUUGUCAGAAAGAAGAUUGAGUUUGAGAGAAAAGCUCUGCGUAUGGUUGAACAGCUUUUAGAAGAGAAUAUUACAGAAGAAUUCCUAAGGGAGUGUGGGAAGUUCAUCACACCUGCUCAUUAUAGUGAUGUCGUGGAUGAGCGUUCUAUUAUCAAACUCUGCGGCUAUCCCUUAUGUCAGAAGAAGCUAGGAAUUGUACCAAAACAGAAAUAUAAAAUUUCUACCAAAACCAAUAAAGUCUAUGAUAUUACUGAAAGAAAGUGUUUUUGCAGCAAUUUUUGUUAUAAAGCAUCUAAGUUUUUCGAAGCACAAAUUCCUAAAACUCCAGUGUGGGUUCGAGAAGAAGAAAGGUAAUUUAAAUUCAUUAUGUAUACAUUUGUU